Molecule: messenger RNA, 1595 nt
Organism: Camellia sinensis
Lineage: Eukaryota; Viridiplantae; Streptophyta; Magnoliopsida; Ericales; Theaceae
Product: actin-related protein 2/3 complex subunit 1B
Biological process (GO): Arp2/3 complex-mediated actin nucleation
Cellular component (GO): Arp2/3 protein complex; actin cytoskeleton
Molecular function (GO): actin filament binding
Source: RefSeq, a predicted model, not a curated record
GCAGGCUUCUCUCUCCGAAUUUAGUUUUGGGAGAGCCUAAAUUUGGAUCUUGGUUCCAGGUUCAGAUCUCUCCCCAAUUCGCAUUCUAACAAACACACUUUCGAUCUCCUUUUCUUCUUCGUUUCUAUCACUAUAUAAAAAAAAAUGUCCGCAAUUUCAGUUCAUCAGUUUGCUCAGUGCAUAACUUGCCAUGCUUGGAGUCCAGAUUACUCCAUGAUUUCCUUUUGUCCAAACAAUAAUGAAGUUCACAUUUAUAGAAUAGUAGAAGAGAAGUGGGAGAGAAUACAUGUUCUUCAAAAGCAUGACCAAAUUGUUUCUGGGAUAGAUUGGAGUGCAAAGUCCAACAGAAUAGUUACCGUAUCUCAUGAUCGAAAUUCAUAUGUUUGGAACCAAGAAGGAGUGGACUGGGUGCCAACCCUAGUUAUUCUUAGGCUCAACCGUGCAGCACUUUGUGUUCAGUGGAGUCCAAGAGAAAACAAGUUUGCUGUUGGAAGUGGGGCUAAAACUGUUUGCAUUUGCUACUAUGAGCAAGAGAAUAACUGGUGGGUCAGUAAGCUUAUCAGGAAAAGACAUGAUUCUUCUGUGACAAGUGUUGCUUGGCAUCCUAAUAAUAUUCUCCUUGCUACAACUUCUACUGAUGGAAAAUGCCGAGUCUUCUCCACUUUCAUAAAAGGUGUUGAUACAAGGGAUUCAGGAACAAGAUCCACAACGGAUUCAAAAUUUGGAGAGCAAAUUGUUCAACUUGAUCUCUCAUUUUGCUGGGCAUUUGGUGUCAAAUGGUCCCCAAGUGGGAAUACGUUGGCCUAUGUAGGUCAUAAUUCGAUGAUCUAUUUUGUUGAUGAAGUUGGUCCUGCUCCUUCUGCUCAAACUAUAGCAUUCCGCGAUUUGCCUCUCCGUGAUGUCUUAUUUGUUUCUGAGAGAAUGGUCAUCGGUGUGGGUUUUGAUUGCAAUCCAAUGAUUUUUGCUGCAGAUGAAAGAGGAUUAUGGAGCUUUGUUAGGUUCCUUGGUGAAAGAAAAACAUCAUCUUCAGGUGCAAAAUAUGGUUCACAGUUUUCUGAAGCAUUUGGGAAACUGUACGGCCAAUCAAAACUUGGAAUCAGCAAUGAUAUAGUUGAGCCUUCAAGACCACGUGGAGGCAUUCACGAGAACUCUAUCAACUGUAUUGUGCCACUUAAGAAAGAAGGGGAUUCUACAAAUACACGAUUCAGUACUUCAGGUCUAGAUGGAAAAGUUGUUAUAUGGGAUUUGGAGAACCAAGAAGAUUUAUCUGAAUAUUUGUAAAAUUUGAAACUUAUCAACCUCAUCGAUGUUGAAGGUUGUUUCAAAGCUCAAGUUCAUGUGGGACCUCUUUUUCUCUGCUACUACCAUGUAUUCUGUUGUGAAUAAUUGUCAAUUGCUUUACAGGUUUAGCCUACACUGAAUUCAAACUCCAGUUGAUUUUGAUUUGUAAUACAAAUGUUGUUUCUAAUCUGCAUAUCUGUGCACUGGCUGCAAAGGGAAGGUUGUUUAUUUUGUAGAAUGUUUUAGAUACACAUUCACAUUCUAUACUUGAAAGAACUUCCAAUGGUAUAUUCUUUACUUGAAUGUUCAUAAAA